Molecule: messenger RNA, 768 nt
Organism: Rhizopus microsporus ATCC 52813
Lineage: Eukaryota; Fungi; Mucoromycota; Mucoromycetes; Mucorales; Rhizopodaceae
Exons: 4
Coding region: 143-724 (193 amino acids)
Source: RefSeq, a predicted model, not a curated record
GCUUUGAGUCUAUGAUGCUUGCAUAAUAUAUUCACUUGAUUUAUUUCUUUGCAGGAAUAUGUAAUUUUUUUGCCUUAAACAUUUUUUCUUUACAAGCGGAGCAGCUAUAGUCUUACACUUUUAUAAAAGAAUUGUAAUUUCAAUGGAGGGUACGCACAUUCGUAGAAGGGAAAAAGCUCAUUUAGAGAAUGAAGUGGAAUAUUUGGAUGAAGUAGAACAAGAAACUCUCAUUGAAGAUCUUCGUAAUCAAAAUGACAAAGCAAACUUGAAUAUUUUGAAAGGGCUACUUGUUAUUAGUUGUUUCGUUUGUUUAAUGUAUAUUGGCGUAUUACUAUUUCAAUCAGAUGGGCCCAUAAAGCUUCCAGGUACAGGCACCUUUGGCUCUACUGGAAUUCUACGGAUGUCAGCCACAAGCAGUAUUCUGUCAAUUGUUAUUGCAUUUCUUACACUACUUGUCAAAUGCAAUAUUAAUUUAUUUGGAAUAAUUGACCUGUUAUCAAUCAACUUGAAUCAUACUUUAUCUAUGGGCGUAGCAUCUUGUAUUCUAGGAGCAAUAGGGCCAUAUAUGUGCUUACUAUAUAAGGGUAGUAGGAUUGAAACCAUAUUUUGGUGCCUGCCCUUAUUUAUUUUGUUCAUAUAUCACAUUGUAUACGCCACAAUGAAACAAGUACAGAAUGAAUUAAAAGAACUUGAGAGAACAAAAUACAAAUAUAAAGGCGCUUAAUAAAUACGUAUUUUUUAAGCAAAAAGCAAUCAUAAAGUAUAGAA